Messenger RNA from Vicia faba (fava bean), 837 nucleotides. The record is from the annotation of a GenBank genome assembly. NCBI's taxonomy places the organism in Eukaryota, Viridiplantae, Streptophyta, Magnoliopsida, Fabales, Fabaceae.
AUGAUGAAGAGGAAGAGAGAAGAGAAGAACGAGUGCAUGGAUAUCGUAUGGCAAACCCCAGCAAAUCCCCCACUCCCGCAAGACUACAUCUUUCGAAACGGGAUUCGAUUAGUUAGACCAUACUACUUCGAAUUCAUCGCGCAUGUAAAAAAUCGAUGGGCUGGGAAAACCAUUGUAGAUUUGUUCGCUGAGGAGUUUAAAGGUCGACCUUAUGAAUAUUAUGUUAGUGCGGUGAAAUGUGGAAGGAUUCAGGUUGAUGGUGAAAUGGUGCCAGUUUCGUAUGUAGUUAAAUCAUCUCAAAAGAUAAGCCAUUUUUUACACAGGCAUGAACCACCUGUUAUGGCUUGUGAGGUUUCUAUUCUUCAAAAAGAAUCAGAUGUGUUGACUGUUUGUAAGCCAGCAUCUGUCCCUGUUCAUCCAUGUGGUCAAUAUCGUAAGAACACUGUUGUUGGCAUCCUUCAAGCUGAGCAUGGACUGGGGCCUCUGUUUCCUAUCCAUCGACUGGACCGCCUUGUCUCUGGACUCCUUAUUAUAGCCAGAAAUGCUACAAAAGCCGACAGUUUUAGGCAGGAGAUUGAAGCUGGCUUAGUCAAGAAGCAGUAUAUUGCAAAAGUAGUUGGAGAAUUUCCCGCGGAUGAGCUAAUUGUUGAUGCCAAUAUAGACUAUAAUGCGCGAGAAGGAAGGAGCACAGCAGAGGUCAGAGACUCUGCAAAGGGGAAGGUUUCCUCUACAAAAUUUACUCGGAUUAGUAGCAAUGGUACUCAUAGUAUUGUUUUAUGUGAACCAGUCACCGGCCGCACCCAUCAGGUAGGAAAAUUGUUGGUCGAUUUUGAUUGA